This is a messenger RNA of Agelaius phoeniceus (red-winged blackbird), 1137 nucleotides long. RefSeq names its product glial cells missing transcription factor 1 (gene GCM1). NCBI's taxonomy places the organism in Eukaryota, Metazoa, Chordata, Aves, Passeriformes, Icteridae. The record is from RefSeq and is a predicted model, not a curated record. Gene Ontology annotation, biological process: gliogenesis; regulation of transcription by RNA polymerase II. Gene Ontology annotation, molecular function: RNA polymerase II cis-regulatory region sequence-specific DNA binding; DNA-binding transcription activator activity, RNA polymerase II-specific. Gene Ontology annotation, cellular component: nucleus.
AUGCUGAAAGGUGCAGAUGAUUCUGUUAUGGAGCAGGAGGACUCUGCUUCCCAACAUGGAGAAAUGACGAGUUGGGAUAUCAAUGACAUCAAACUUCCCCAGCAUGUGAGACAGACUGACUGGUUUCAAGAAUGGCCAGAUUCCUAUGUAAAACAUAUCUAUAGCUCAGAGGAUAAAAAUGCUCAGAGGCACCACAGCAGCUGGGCAAUGAGAAACACCAACAACCACAACUCUCGCAUCUUGAAAAAGUCCUGCCUUGGGGUGGUGGUUUGUGGUAACAACUGCUCUACCUUGGAUGGGAGGAAGAUCUACCUGAGACCAGCAAUAUGUGAUAAAGCCAGGCAAAAACAACAGAGGAAAUGCUGUCCAAACUGCAAUGGACCACUCCAGCUCCUUUCCUGCCGAGGCCAUGGUGGUUACCCAGUUACCAACUUCUGGAGGCAUGAAGGCCAAUUCAUAUUUUUCCAGUGCAAAGGAGCUCACGACCACCCACGUCCAGAAACAAAACUAGAAGCAGAAGCAAGAAGAUCAAUUCAAAAAGCAAAGACAGCUUUUUCUUCAUCUUCUCUAAGACUAAAAAGAAUCCAGGAGAUUGAGUCUCUGACAGGUGCAGUGCCGACACAGGAGCCUUUGCCUUUGCUUCUUUCCAACCCGGAUGCUCACAUGCCACCUGCUAAUUUCAGGGGACAUUUAAGCAAAAGCUCCCAGGAGCCAACGCUGAGCAGCUCCUCUGGGCAGCUUCCAUUCCUGAGGAGAGCUGGGGAGGAUGGGGCCUCCAGAGAGACACCCACCUGGAGCCAAAGCACCCCCAGAGCCCAGAGGCUGAGCAGUGUCCCUGCCCACGUCCUGCCCAUGGCAGAGGGUGGCCAUGGCCCCUUCAGCUCUGACGUGGGCCCUUUGGGAGAUGGACCCUGUGGGACGGAAUCCCAGCUGGCCUACGGCGGCGGCUGCCCCUGUGUGCCGCCCCCCGCCGCACCUCAGGCAGGGCCCUGCCCCAUGGCGAGGGGGGCACGGCCUCACCCACAGCCCCCGCUGCCUCCACGGGGAAGCGAAGGGCACAGGGGUGGGGGAGGGCACCAAGUCUGUCUCAACUACUGCAACAACGACAUGUUUCUUAACCUGUACCCGUUAUGGUGA